Eremothecium cymbalariae DBVPG#7215 is the source of this 1008-nucleotide messenger RNA. RefSeq names its product Kar1p (gene KAR1). The record is from RefSeq and is a predicted model, not a curated record. Bases 1 to 1008 code for a protein of 335 amino acids. Lineage: Eukaryota; Fungi; Ascomycota; Saccharomycetes; Saccharomycetales; Saccharomycetaceae. The transcript has a single exon.
AUGGGCUCAACAUACCUACCAUCGAGGGAAUCUCGGCUUAUGAGCGAAAGUAGAGUUUCAAAAAUCAACAAACUUUAUGAAGAUGUUCAGAGACGAAGGCACAACCAAGUAACUAAUCAUAGCCACCGUGACUCAGUUGUAUCUAAUAACUCUACGAGUGUUGUGACAGUAGAUAUCCCCUCUCCGGACGACUUGACUAUGUCUCAGGAGUUUAUCAACAGAGACAAGUCCAGUGGGUUUUCAGAUAUUACGCUAAAACCACAUACAUUACAUGCAAUUAGAGGUGUAUCGCCAACUAGAAAGUACAGAAAUAACCUACAAAGUCCAAUUAAUUCCGAUAGCGAAAUGAUGCCUGAGGACGACGAGGCUGCAGACUUGACUCCAAGAUUGAGGUCACGCAGAAGCAUAAUACGAUUAUCAGCUGAAAGCACGCCGUAUCGACAUUCAAAUCAGCAAACAGUAUAUGAGAUGACACAAGGUACUAAUAGUUCGGCUAAUGCUUCACGCGUGGGAUAUAGAAAAUAUAAUACGAGAACACAGUUGCGAUCACAAUUAGGUCAACCGGUACCGCUUGGAUAUAUAUCCACAAUGUCAGAACAGCCAGUUAACGAUCAACAGACUUCAAUUAAUGAAAAUAUGGAUCUUGAAUCAAGGCUGAGAAAGAUAAUGCAAAAAGAUAAAGCGACUUUUGAAAGAAGAUUACAACAAAUACGACAACAUUACUAUCAACAUCCGCCUUCAAGUGUCAAUGAAGAUAUGACACAUUCGAUUAUGCAGAAUUCUGUCACCGAUAGAAACUUCGAUACAUCCAGACAAGAAGGAAGCGUUUAUGACAAUUCUGAAUCCGAAAAAAUUAAAAACGAACUCCAUAAAACUGUUGAAAAGUUAGAGGAAGUUCUUUCACUUCUCCACCCUACACCUUCAAAUUAUCAUUUUGAAUUUGUAAUGUGGUCAGGUUGUAUUAUUAUUCUCACAAUUUGUAAUGUCUAUGUGUACUAUUUUCUUUAA